CUCCGGCGAGGUUGAGAAAAAUGGAGGCAGCGUUGGGACUUCUGAGAAGAAUGCCGCCGAAGCAGUCGGAGACGGCUCUAUCUGCACUUCUAAGUCUCAUUCCUCAACAUUCUUCCGAUCUUCUCUCUCAAGUAGAUCUCCCUCUUCAGGUGUUACGUGAUAUUGAAAGUGGGAAAGAUUUCAUCUUGUGUGAGUAUAAUAGAGAUGCUGAUUCCUACAGGUCUCCUUGGUCAAAUAAAUACCUUCCUCCGCUAGAGGAUGCUCUUUACCCAUCGUCUGAAUUAAGAAAGCUUGAAGUUGAAGCCAAUGAUAUCUUUGCAAUCUACCGUGACCAGUAUUAUGAAGGUGGUAUAUCUUCAGUCUACAUGUGGGAAGAUGAUAAUGAAGGCUUUGUGGCAUGUUUCCUUAUUAAGAAGGAUGGGUCAAAGUCAGGUCAUGGUCGGAGGGGAUGCCUGGAAGAAGGAGCGUGGGAUGCCAUACAUGUUAUACAGGUUGGUCCAGAGGAGGAGGAAAUGGCACAGUAUUGCUUAACAAGUACCAUCAUGCUCUCUCUGACCACUGAUGAUGAGUCUUCAGGCAAAUUCGGCUUAUCUGGAUCAAUUAGAAGACAAAUGAAAAUGGAGUUAGCAGUAGCUGACGGACACCUGUGCAAUAUGGGGAGAAUGAUUGAAGAAUUGGAAGGCAAACUUAGGAACUCGCUUGAUCAGGUUUACUUUGGGAAGACGAGAGAAAUGGUUUGCACAUUGCGUCCACCAGCUGAGAUUGUACAAAUGAGAUUACCUGACACCUGAUGCUCCUCCCAUCACAUUUUCUGUAAGAAGACUUCGAUUUUGUUUUUGUUUUGGUUUGUCUGAUCUUAAACGCUUCUCUGACUGUUUUGUGUGGAUGCCUCUUACUUUACUUUGUUGUUUUUCUCUGACUUCACCAUCAUGUGAUUACCUUUUUCCAUAGAUAUGCAAAGAAAUGAUGCGGCUUUUA
Messenger RNA from Arabidopsis arenosa, 978 nucleotides. The record is from the annotation of a GenBank genome assembly. NCBI's taxonomy places the organism in Eukaryota, Viridiplantae, Streptophyta, Magnoliopsida, Brassicales, Brassicaceae.